AUGCAGUGUCGUAAAGUCGAACCGAAUGUGAUAAUGAAUUCGGCAAGAUUAGCACAACGUCCUGUUGAGGCAAAUUAGAUGGAGGAAGAGAUAAUUCAUGUAAUAAAGAGUCCGGACAAAAAGAGUCCCAAGAAUAGUAAAUCACUAAAAAGUGCAUCUUCUGGUCCAAUCAUAAAUUUGCAACAAUAGAUUAUAAUUCAUCAAAGUGCUCCUACCAAAGACUCUUAAGUUUUACUGAAAUUCUAAAAUUAAAUGAAGAAGAAGAAAAAGAAGAAGAAGGCUUAAAAGAAACAGAAAGCAUAACCAAUAGAAAAGCAAGGAUCAGACGUUAGGAUAGAUUAGAUACUGAAAUCAAACUUAAGAAAAUAUCAAAGUAUUUAAUAUGAUUUACAAAUUAGAGGAAAAAUAAGAAUAAAUGCAGAAAGAAGAAAUGCAAAAGUAGAGGGUAGUUAGUUUGAAUGAAAUGAGAAAAAUGAUGGAUUAGCAAAUAAGAUAAUUGAAUUAAUAAAGAUUUGUCAGAGUAAAUUUAACAUUUUAUUGUAUAAAGUCAAGAUCUCCACCAUCAUCUAUGUUACCUUGGGGUGUUAAUUAAAAUAAACUAAAGCAAUAUUGGACUAAGAUGUUGGAAAUCCAUGAUAAAUUAGAAAACCCUUAUCAAAUGAAUUAAAAUGCUACAGAAUAAGCAAUAAAAGAAAAAAUGAGAAGGCACAAGUUGGGAUUAGACUUUCUAAAUUCUAAACCUGAAAAAAGCAUCUAAAAAAUGAUCCAAAGUAAAUUCUAUUUAAAUUUUAGAAUAAAAAUCAAAAUAAGUCUUUGAAAAUAUUUAAUCUCCAAAAAAUCAGAAAAGUAAUUGCGAGAAUAAAGAGGCUGAAUAAGAUCUUAAGCUUUAUAUCCUGUAUAAGAGAGAAUUAUGGAGACAAUAAAAAAUUGAGGAGUAUCUAAUUUAAUUAUUACUUAGGAAGAAAUAAUAAAAAUUGAAAAAAGAAAAGUUGGAAUAAAAUUUGUAAAUACUAGAGAAAGAAGCUAAACAAUUUGCUAAAUCAAGGAACGCAUCUAUGAAAUCCAGUUUAGCAGUAUAAGCUGCUCCUAGUCAUGCACAGUAAUCAUCUCAACACUUUAGAACUUCUGAACCUCCUAAUUUUAACAAAUUGGAAAAAGAAUAUAAAGAACUUAUGAGAUCUCUUAGACAAUCCAGCUAUAGUAGUGCGUAAUCUCAUACAAGAAAAACAAGUUAAAUGAAGUUUAUAGAUUGGUUUUAGAAAUUGCCUGAAUCUUAUCUCUAAGAAUAACUGUCUUAAAUGUAAUCCAUAAAUGAACAAAUGAAUAAUAAGGGAUUUCAAUAUAAAUUAAGUGAAUAAGAAAUGUAUCAAUUUUUAGAGCAAUUUCUUAAAGAAAAGUUUGAAUAACAAACUAAAUCUACUAUUAAAGACAGAUUUAACGAAUUGUAAGAAAGAUUUUAAUAGGCAUCUUAAUAACAACCCUCGAAUAGCUAAUUAUAAUGUCUACAAUAAAAUAUAAAUCCUUAGAGUCAUUAGAGUAACAGAAGUUAAAAUUAAUAAGAAUUAGCAUCUAAAUCUCCAAAAGAAGCAACCUAAGAUGAAAUAACUGAAGAAUAAUUAGAGCAAGUGUACAAUGUGGCUGCUACUAUCAUAUAAAAGAUUUGGAGAGGCUAUAAGACAAGAUAAGUUGUUUUUGAAUAUCUUGAGUAUCUAAUUAAAUAGCAAGAAUUAGAGGAAUAAGAAAAAGAGGAACAAAAAUUACAGUAGCAGUUUGAGGGAUUGUCUUAAGAGGAAGAAAUCAAAUCUGUAAGUUAAAUGCAGGAUUCUGAAAUUAAAAUAAACCCUCUUGAAUUACAAUAAUAGGAUUCUCCAAAUCCUUAAUAUUAAGAUAAAGCCAUGCUAACCUUAGAGUCUUAAUAAUAAUAAUCAAGUUCAAGAGAAAAUAAAAGUGUUCCUAAUUAAACUAUUGAUUAAUUCUUAGAGGAAUAAUCAUCCCCUUAGAAAUCAUUUCAAUAAUAAUAAAAAUCAGAAUAAUCAUAAUUAUAAGUUUAAGAGUAAGAAAAUAACCAAAAUUAAUAAUAAGAAUCCGAAAAAAACAUUCAUUUAUAUCAUGGAUUGAAUUCUGAUCCAGAAUACUUUAUGCAAGUUAUUAAAUUAAGAGAAGAAGCCUUGUAAUUGAAAUAUGACUAAUAAUUAGCAUUGUUAGAGAAGAUGUUAGAUAAAAAGAAAGUCUCAAGUGAUUUGUUUUCAGAAAAUAAAGAUAAAUUGGAUAAAAGAUAUAAAAGGGAGAGGGAUAAGUUAUAAUAAUCGAAAAAUGAAGUGGAAAGAUUGCAUCAAAUGUUUAAAGAGACAAUAAAAUCAACACAAAAGGAUCAAUAAUUUAUGGAGAGAAUGAAAAUAUAGACUGAUGAAGAUAAUCUAUCCAUUUGGUAAAUUUUUUCAAUUCGUUCAGAAACAGAGUAUUCUGAUGUAGAAAUAGAAAAAAAAUAAAUUCCACAUUACGGUUUAUUAUAAUAAAUUAGUAAAUAUUAGUUAAUAAUUUAGAGAACGAUUAGUUUAAGAAGUAUUCUAAAAAUAGAAAAUAAGUGAGGAGUUUUGAUUAAUAAGUAAGUUUAGAUGAAAUUUCAAUGAAAAAUGAAGAAAUCUAAACAAGUACACUAUUUAAUGUUCACACAGAAUCCAUAAAUCAUUCUUUACAUAAAUCCUUAUAAAUAACAUCAACUCUCUAAUAAUCUAUACCUUCUUAAGAAGCAGUAUUAACUGAACAAAUAGAAGUUCCUGAGAAUAAAGUCAUUUAACUUAAAGAAUGCUCUAAUAACUCAAUAAUUCCUUUUGAUGAUAGAAAAAUUGAGAAUCUUACUGAUUAUAUACUUUAAAACAUCAUUUCAGAAUUUGCUGAAGAGAUGAAUGAUUUCCCAUUACAAUCUCUUGGCAUUUUGAUGGAAUGGGAUGAAGAAUCUCAAAUAGACUAACAGUUUCCCCCAGGAUUUCCAACAACUCUUAAUUUUAUUAAGGAUUAUCUUGUUUCAUUUAGUGAAUUUAUUCAAAGUAAGAAUUAUAUGAAUUUUAGAGCAUUAUCUCGCAAUUUUCUUAGAGUAGAUUAAUACUCCAUUGGGUAUUACACCUUCAGAUUUAUUAAAGACAAUUUCCCUUACUGGGAUGUCAUCAAAUGUUCUUGAUGAUUCAACAUCUGGACCUUUGUAUCCAUUAAUAAAACACAUCCAUCAAAUGGAACCUUUAAUUGAGGAAGAAAUUUGGUCAAAAUUUAAUUAAUCUUACGCUCUCAAAUUAAAAUACUUUAACGAUAUUAACAUAAGUGAGGAAUUUAAAGAAUUAGAAAUAUAUCACUUAAGAAUGAUUUAUGAAGCUUUUAAUGAAUCUAUAAAUUACAUAAGGCCAUUCGGAAUUAGAGGAUAACCAUAUCCAUGGAAGUCAAAUCCUUUGAAAGUUUACUAAAAUUAAACAACCAAAGAAUCUAUUGAUCGAGCUAUGGGAUUUGCUAUAUCUAAAAUGCUAAAAUGGGGUUCAUUUCUCUGCGGGUUUAUUCCUGAAAAAAUAGAAACUCCUCAAGGAGAAAUCAUUGUAAUAGAAGAUGACUACUUGAACUCAAUUAAAGAAGACAGAUUAUAGUAAAUGUUAGAAUAUGAAGUAAUUAAUAAUUUGACAAUUUUAGAUUCAAGAAUCGGAGGAAAAAUGGUUAAAUUAUGAGGAAGAGUAAGCUGAAGUGGCUGUGGAAAUAUCAGAUCUUGUUUUUGAAACUAUGUUGGAUGAAGCAGCAGAAGAGAUCUUCAAAAUUUCAUAAGCUUAUAAGUUCUAAACAUAAGUGAUUCACUAAUGAUUAAAAUAG
Messenger RNA from Paramecium octaurelia, 3846 nucleotides. Lineage: Eukaryota; Ciliophora; Oligohymenophorea; Peniculida; Parameciidae. The record is from the annotation of a GenBank genome assembly.